AAGAAGAGAGAGAAAAGAGGCGAGGAGAGAGAACAAAGAAGCGGGAGGAGAGAGAGAAAAGAGGAGAGAAAGAGUAUAGAGAGAGAGUGGGAUUCUGGUACGAUAGAUCCCGUUUUUUGGGGUUGUUUCUUUUGUCCAAGUUGUAGUAAAUCCGGCAAGCAGGGCCUGUUUCAGUUCGGGUUUCUCUCUCUAAAGCGUGUGAUGGUGGUGGAAUUUUCGACAAUGGAUCAUCACCCUGAGUCCCCUGAUUCUCCAUCAUAUGUCUCCUCACCCGAUGUCUCUCACAAGAGAUCCACUAACCCCAACCCAACUAGCCCUGACAAUAAGGAGAAGCCAGCAUCUGUUAGGUUCCUCGUAUCAAAUGCAGCUGCUGGAUCUGUCAUUGGAAAGGGUGGUUCAACAAUAACAGAGUUCCAGUCACAAUCAGGAGCUCGCAUUCAAUUGUCUCGUAAUCAUGAAUAUUUUCCAGGAACAACUGAUAGGAUAAUUAUGAUAUCUGGAACUGUUGACGAGAUACUUACAGCCAUGGACUUUAUCCUUUCAAAGUUGCAGAGUGAGUUACACAAUGAAGAUGGUGAUGAUGUGGACCCUAGACUAAAGCUGAGACUCAUUGUCCCAAAUAGCGGUUGUGGUGGCAUCAUUGGCAAGGCUGGAUCCACAAUUAAGUCAUUCAUAGAAAAUUCCCAUGCUGGCAUCAAGAUUUCUCCUCAAGAUCAUGGCUAUGUCGGAAUGAGUGAUAGGCUUGUGACAAUCACAGGUUCCCUUGAGGAGCAGUUGCAGGCUGUCUCCUUGAUUAUUUCCAAGUUAAUAGAAGAUCCGCAUUACUCACAAUGGGCAAAUUCUCCUCUUUCAUAUACAGGUGUUAACUUUUCUGGUCUUCAUGGUGUACCGGUUGGUUAUGUGCUUCCUCCUGUUGGACCUGUUGCUUACAAUCUGAUCAAUUAUGGAUCAAAUGGUGUUGGAGGAAAAUAUAAAAAUAACAAGGGACUGAUACCCCCAGUUAUGGCUCUGAGGCAGUCAAGUGGGCCUCAAGAUGGGCCAAGCAAUUCAGUUCCGAACUCUAUCACCCUUGGUGUCGGGGAUGAGCAUAUCGGUGCAGUUGUGGGUCGAGGUGGAAGGAGCGUCAUGGAGAUCAUGCAGGUGAGUGGUGCUAGAAUAAAGAUAUCAGAUCGGGGUGAUUUCAUUUCUGGUACAUCAGACAGGAAAGUUACUAUCACAGGUUCAUCAGAAGCGAUCCAUACUGCUGAGGCUAUGAUCCAACAGAGGGUUGCAUCUGUCUCUGAGAGAAGGCUGGAAAAUUUGAGUUGAGCAGGUUAAAAGCAAGUGGGAGCUUAUGACUUGACCAAAGAGGAAUUCCUGUUUAGGCAGGGACCAUCGGAUAGGCAAUUUUGGUCCAGGGUGGGUUGGUUUCACUUGAGUGAGAAGUACAUGUACUGUUUGUUGCGAGAGGCCAUGCAGUUGGGUUCUUAGCAAAUGUAACUUUCUAAUGUUAGUGUUAAUUGUCUCCAAAAAUUCCGUGUAGUAUUCUUUAUUUUGGAUUGAAUUUGAAUUUGGUCAUAUCUGAGGUGUAUGGAUUGAAAUAGCAGGGAAAUGAUUUGCCUUAUAGUGGCUUCUGAUUUAGACAACUUUUGAGAUAAAUGCAAUCUCACUUGAAAUUA
Messenger RNA from Amborella trichopoda, 1658 nucleotides. RefSeq names its product binding to TOMV RNA 1L (long form) (gene BTR1L). Lineage: Eukaryota; Viridiplantae; Streptophyta; Magnoliopsida; Amborellales; Amborellaceae. The record is from RefSeq and is a predicted model, not a curated record. Gene Ontology annotation, molecular function: RNA binding.